AUGGAUUUAAAUAUACCAGGAAUAAUAUCUAUUGGGGUAUUUUAUCUAGUUAUAUUAUUAGUGGGUAUAUUAGCAGCAAGGUUUGUCAAAUAUAAAGAUAAAGACAAUAUAAACAAUACUACUAGUGAAUUGACAGUUGUUGCUGGUCGUAGUUUACAUGGUAUUGUUGGUACUUUUACUAUGAUAGCAACUGCUGUAGGUGGUGGUUUUAUAAAUGGAACAAGUGAAUCUAUAGCUAAAGAUGGUUUAGCAUGGACUAUCUCACCAUUUGCUAUCUGUAUUGGUUUGAUACUCGGAGGAUUGAUCUAUGCUGGUAGAAUGAGAGACAGGCAGUAUAUAACCAUGUUACAACCUAUUCUAGAGAAUUUUGGUCGAUUACCAGCUUUUCUGGUUUAUUUAGCCACCUUAACUGGAGAUUUAUUUUGGACAGCAUCCAUUUUAAAUGCCUUAGGUACAACAAUAAGUGUAAUCAUUGGGUUAGAUGUAUUAACAUCUAUAUUAGUAUCAGCUGGUGUUACAGUACUAUAUACUAUGAUAGGACAAAUGAUCUCAGUAGCUUAUACCGAUUUAGUACAGUUAUUUUUUAUUGCCCUUGGUUUGAUAUUAGCUAUUCCAUUUGCCAUGUUAAAUGAUGCAGUUGGUAAUAUAGGUGAGACAUCAUCACAAUGGUUAGGAUCUAUUGAACCUAUGGCUUCUAUAGCCUGGGUAGAUUUAGCUAUAGCUAUGAUUCUGGGAACCAUACCCUGGCAGUCAUAUUUCCAGAGAGUGUUAGCUGUAAGAAGUGUUAAGGAAGCUAAAGUGUUAUCAGUGUUGGCUGGAUUCGGUAGUUUAUUGUUUGCUGUUCCACCAUUUCUAAUUGGUAUCAUCAGUACUAGUGCUGAUUGGAGAAAUGUUAGUAUAACAUCAGGAAUUAAUCCAGCCAAUACUAGCCAGAGUAGUAUGAUAUUACCAUUAGUUAUUAAUGAAUUUACACCAGCACCAGUAGCUAUUAUAGGUCUGGGAGCUGUAUGUGGUGCUGUGAUGUCAUCAAUGGACAGUUCUAUACUUGGCUCAUCUUCUAUGUUUACACAUCAUGUAUAUAAACCUAUUCUUCGCAAAAAUGCUGGUGAUACAGAGUUAAUAUGGAUACAGAGAAUAUUUAUAUUUAUAAUAGGAGCUGGGGCUACAGCCAUAUCUCUAUAUGUUGAUACAAUAUGGGGACUGUUUGUUCUAGCUGCUGAUAUAGUAUUUGUUAUAGUUCUACCACAAUUAACUUGUUCUCUUUUUUUCUCUGACUUGAAUGGCUAUGGUGCUGUAAUGGCCUUCAUAGCAGGCGUCGUGCUUCGAAUAGGUGCUGGAGAAUCUACGCUCGGACUUUCACCAUUUAUAUACUAUCCUUUGUAUGAUUACGAGCGUGGAGAACAAGGAUUUCCAUUCCGUGUGCUGGCUUUUGUAGCCUCUACCGUGACUUUAGUGCUUGUGUCGUAUCUAUUUAGACUGAUAUUUAAAUGUGGAUGUUUACCAACCUGGAUGGAUCCAUUCAAUAUUUUAGAACAUGGAAGUGUUAAAUAUGAUUUGAGCAAGGAGAAUCCAAUGUUCCACAUGGAAACCUUUACCGAUUCCAUCUACAGACCUCGACCGUCAAUAGAAAUGAAUAAUAAAUUGAAAUAUUAA
This is a messenger RNA of Lottia gigantea (owl limpet), 1653 nucleotides long. RefSeq lists its product as hypothetical. The transcript is spliced from 9 exons. The coding region runs from base 1 to 1653 and encodes 550 amino acids. The record is from RefSeq and is a predicted model, not a curated record. Gene Ontology annotation, molecular function: choline:sodium symporter activity. Gene Ontology annotation, biological process: choline transport; acetylcholine biosynthetic process; transmembrane transport. NCBI's taxonomy places the organism in Eukaryota, Metazoa, Mollusca, Gastropoda, Lottiidae. Gene Ontology annotation, cellular component: plasma membrane.